Messenger RNA from Dovyalis caffra, 2157 nucleotides. The record is from the annotation of a GenBank genome assembly. NCBI's taxonomy places the organism in Eukaryota, Viridiplantae, Streptophyta, Magnoliopsida, Malpighiales, Salicaceae.
AUGGAGGAUGUUGAAAUGGAUGUGUCCAACAGCUACUUCGACCCCGAAGAUCUUAGAAUCAGAGAGCAGUUUCGCCGUUACGGGAAAAGGCACUCGAUAUCAAGCGUAUCACCCCAUCAAGAUGGUUCCAUUUCCAAGUUUAGUGAGUCCAGGCUGUUGUACGAUGGACAGAAUAUUCACAGCCCCACUAAUGCUGCACUUCUUCUGGAAAAUAUUAAGCAAGAGUUUGCUAGCAUUGAGGCUGAUCAUUUUCAAGGUACUACUACGCCUUCAAGGACACAAUCUGCUAUGAAAAGGAGAUCAACUGUUGAUAGUCGUGGUGGAUUUGUGGAGGCUGAUCUUGGUAUUGAUUCAAUUGGUCGAUUGGGAAGCCAAUCACUUAAAGCUUGCAAGAUCGAGGAUGAGACAUUGAUGGACAGUGGAGAGACUACUUUUGGUUUAUUUGCGUCUCUUUUUGAUUCUUCUAUUCAAGAUAUUCUGUUGGAAGAAGAAAGAACCUGGAUUGACAAGUACUGUGUUUACUGUGCUAGAAUUGAUGUUGAGUACAAUGGGUUGAUGCCAAUUCGGGAUCUCAUUUUAAGAUUUGAAAAAUCAUGCCGGGAUGUUUCAGAGUCCAUCAGGUAUGGAUCCAACAUAUGGCAUCGAGCUGUAGAGGACAAAUUGAUGAGACAGAAGGCUCAGUUCUUGCUUGAUGAGGCUGCUACCUGGUCUCUCCUUUGGUACCUCUAUGGGAAAGGCAAUCGACGUUUAUCCUCUAAUACUUCCAUGCUUGAAAUUGAUGCUUGUGAUGAUCAAUCACCCUCAACAUCGCAUUUGGAGGCUUGCCAAUUUGUCGUGAAUGACCAUACAGCACAGCUGUGCCUCCGAAUCCUUCAAUGGCUGGAAGGAUUAGCCUCUAAAGCCCUUGAUUUGGAAAGCAAGGGUGUGGGGUUCAUGUGUUAUAAGCUAGUAUCUGUCAAAUUAGUUGUGGAGGUGCGAGGAUCUCAUGUUGGUACCUAUCUUCCAAAUUCAGGAAUUUGGCACCAGACUCAACGAUUUCUAAAGAGAGGUGCCUCCAAUACAAAUACUGUUCAUCACUUGGAUUUUGAUGCUCCAACACGCGAACAUGCUCAUCAGCUACCAGAUGACAAAGUUCAUUUUGCUGAUAACAUUUUCCAUUUAAAUGCAAAGACUUUUGAAACAGGAUAUGAAAUAGAGGAAAUUUUAAAACAAGAGGAAUCUCUUCUGGAGGAUAUCUGGACGCUAUUAAGGGCUGGAAGACUAGAAAAGGCAUGUGACCUUUGCCACUCAGCUGGACAGCCAUGGAGAGCUCCAACUUUAUGUCCAUUUGGAGGAUUGGACCUUGUUCCUUCUGUUGAAGCCCUGGUGAAAAAUGGGAAGAACAGAAUGCUGCAAGCCAUUGAAUUAGAAAGUGGAAUUGGUCACCAAUGGCAUUUAUGGAAAUGGGCUUCCUAUUGUUCAUCGGAGAAAAUUGCUGAGCAAAAUGGUGGGAAAUAUGAAGUAGCUGUUUACGCAGCACAAUGCAGCAACUUGAAGCGCAUGCUUCCAGUCUGUACAAACUGGGAGUCAGCAUGCUGGGCAAUGGCAAAGUCUUGGCUUGAUGUUCAGGUGGACUUAGAACUAGCUCGCUCACAACCAGGAAGAAUGGACCAGCUUAAAAGCUAUGGAGACGUUAGUGAUGGAAGUCCUGGACAAAUUGAUAGCGCUGCUCAUGCAGCUGGACCAGAAAAUUGGCCAGUCCAAGUUCUGAACCAGCAACCACGGAACCUUUCAGCUCUUCUUCAGAAACUCCACUCAGGUGAACUGGUUAGUGAAGUGGUUAGUCGAGGAUGCAAGGAGCAGCACCGGCAAAUUGAGAUGGAUUUAAUGUUAGGGAAUAUACCACAUCUUCUGGACAUGAUCUGGUCAUGGAUAGCACCUUCAGAGGAUGAUCAAAAUAUCUUCAGGCCACAUGGUCAUUCUCAGAUGAUUCGGUUUGGUGCUCACCUAGUGCUUGUGCUGAGGUAUUUACUUGCAGAGGAAAUGAAGGAUUCUUUUAGAGAGAAACUUAUGACUCAACAUGAGGAGUUGGUUGGCAUUUACGCUUCUCAGCUUGCACGUCACCGUUGUGUUGACCUCUUUGUGCAUAUGAUGGAACUGAGGCUAAAUAGCAGGUAA